Messenger RNA from Oncorhynchus keta (chum salmon), 6561 nucleotides. RefSeq lists its product as uncharacterized. The transcript is spliced from 3 exons. NCBI's taxonomy places the organism in Eukaryota, Metazoa, Chordata, Actinopteri, Salmoniformes, Salmonidae. Bases 534 to 1343 code for a protein of 269 amino acids. The record is from RefSeq and is a predicted model, not a curated record. Gene Ontology annotation, molecular function: catalytic activity.
UGUAUGUGUGCUGUCUGGAUUCUUAUUUAAAAAAUGGAACUGGUUAAGUCACAGGUGACAGGGCUGUGUCACUGUCAUGUAAAAGGAAGUCAAUUGUCUAUCUGUGCAUAAAUGAGAUUGAACAAAACAAAUGCACAUUAUUUUAGCACCUAAUAGGACCUUAUGUAAAUGUUUAUGUGCAGUAGCUCACUUUUUACGCGCACGAGCGACUUCGAAGUCACAUGAUCGCUCAUUGAAGCCAUGCAAACUCUAGGCAGCCCAUGUCCAGGCCUUGCUUAGACUAACAUCAAACAUUCAAAUAUCCGUGCUUUGCCAGUGACAUGGGACAUAGUAGUCACGGUGAACUUUUCCUUCGCAGCGACAGACGGCAACAAACACGACAAGGAAAGGAAAUAUCAUAGUCAAAUAUUAACCGAAUAUGCUACCUUCACUUUUCGGAUGGUUUGAACUUUUAUCCGUGAAUUGUUGAUACUACAGCGAAAGGGUGCCCACACCUUCAGUUAGCGCGACAGCUUCACUGCCCAGUUGGCCAGAUGGGAUGCCAAUGCUGUAAGAUGAUUAAAAGGAAUAGGGACCCGGCAGAGAGCUCUCUCUACCAGCCCCACCACCUCCCAGCAGAUGGUGGGGACCAGUCCAACAACAAGCAGAAGCAGGACUUUCACAACCUGGGCUUCAGCAACAGCAACAAGUACAACGAUGGAGAAGAUGGAGGACGAGGCCUCAAGCUGGAGAUCGACAACAACCAGAUCAACAGGCUUCACGCCGUGCCCGCCAACCCAGAGAGGGGGCAGGGAGUCAAACCUUGGGCAGGGGAGGGUGGUGGUGGUGGUAGGGGUCUGUAUAUUCUCCAUCCAGAGGGCCAGGUUCCAAGACGAGAUCCAUCUAAGGGCCCCAGCCAAGUCCCAAUCUACCCUAACACACUCUCCCUGGAUCAUAGUCACCAUCUGACAAAUUUGGGUGACAAUGACUCCCACAAGAUUAUGAUGUUCCGAAAUAGCUCGGACCCCUCCUGGCCCGGUGUGGGGUGCUACACCUCAUUGACGGAUGAGCUGGAUGGGGGGGUGGGGGGCACACCUGAGUACCUGUGUGACACAGGGGAUGAGGAGAGCGUCCUGUCUGCGGAUAUUCCAACUAGUACAACUAGCCUGUCCUCGGCAGACACGAAGGAUGAUAGGAGGGCGCCGGACGUCACUACCGUAGAGAGCGGGAUCAGGAUCUCGGUGACGAAGAGCGAAGAUGAGGGACGGGAAGAAGAUGAUGUGUAUCACAUCACAGACUCUAUGGUGGCGGAAGCUCUAGCGGCUCUAGAUGCUGCAACCGCCGGGGAGGACUAUGAGGACUAACUCUUUAAAAACUCUUAAAUAUUUUCUACAAGGCCUCUUACUAUUCCAAAAGCACAAUCUAACUUCGAUAUCUAUUCAGCUUCAAUAUCUGCUGCUUUUUUUUACUAAAAUAUGGAUUUAUUUUUUAAACAUACUGUAGAUCAUGCAUAUUUGUCUUGUGAGUCACAUGGGCAUACAUGGGCGUACCAGUCAAAAGUUUCUUUAUUUUUACUAGUUUCUACAUUGUAGAAUAAUAGUGUAGACAUCAAAACUAUGAACUAACACAUAUGGAAUCAUGUAGUAACCAAAAAAGAGUUAAAGAAAUCAAAAUAUAUUUUAGAUUCCUCAAAGUUGCCACCCUUUGCCUUGAUGACAGCUUUGCACACUCUUGGCAUUCUCUCAACCAGCCAUCAUUGUAAAUAAGAAUGUGUCCUUAAUUGACUUCCCUAGUUAAAUAAAGGUUAAAUAAAAAAUAAAAAAUGUAGAAUGCUUUUCCAACAUUCUUGGAGGAAUUCACACAUAUGCUGAGCACUUGUAGGCUACUUUUCCUUCACUCUACGGUCCAACUCAUCCCAAACUGUUUCAAUUGGGUUGAGGUUGGGUGAUUGUGGAUUUCAGGUCAUCUGAUGCAGCAUUCUCCUUCUUGUUCACAUAUGGCCCUUACACAACCUGGAGGUGUGUUUUGGGUCAUUGUCCUGUUGAAAAACAAAUUAUUGUCCUACUAAGCGCAAACCAGAUGGGAUGGCGUAUCACUGCAGAAUGCUGUGGUAGCCAUGCUGGUUAAGUGUGCCUUGAAUUCUAAAUAAAUCACAGACAGUGUCGCCAGCAAAGCACCCCCACACCAUCCCACCUCCUCCUCCACGGUGGAAACCAUACAUGCGGAGAUCAUCCGUUCACCUACUCCGUGUCUCACAAAGACACAGAGGUUGGAACCAAAAAUGUCACAUUUGGACUCAUCAGGCUGAAGGACAGAUUUCCACCAGUUUAAUGUCCAUUGAUCGUGUUGCUUAGCCAAUGCUUGUCUCUUCAUCUUAUUGGUGUCCUUUAGUUGUGGUUUCUUUGCAGCAAUUCGACCAUGAAGGCCAGAUUCACGCAGUCUCUGAACAGUUGAUGUUGAGAUGUGUCUGUUACUUGAACUCUGUGAAGCAUUUAUUUGGACAGCAAUCUGAGGUGCAGAGAGCUCUAAUGAAGUUAUCCUCUGCAGCAGAAGUAACUCUGGGUCUUCCUUUCCUGUGGCAGGCCUAAUGAGAUUUUCUGUUUAUCACCCCUACCUUGUCACAAAACAACAGCUUGGCUCAAACGCAUUAAGAAGGAAAGAAUUUCCCCAAAUUUACUUUUAACAACUUGUUAAUUGAAAUGCAUUUCAGGUGACCACCUCAUGAUGCUGGUUGAAUGAAUGCCAAGAGUGUGCGAAGCUGUCUUUUUUAAAUUGUUUUAUUUUACCUUUGUUUAACCAGGUAGGCCAGUUGAGAACAAUUUCUCAUUUACAACUGUGACCUGGCCAAGAUAAAGCAAAGCAGUGUGACAAAACAACAACACAGAGUUACACGUGGGAUAAACAAAUGUACAGUCAAUAACAUAAUAGAAAAAUCUGUAUACAGUGUGUGCAAAUGAAGUAAGGAGGUAAGGCAAUAAAUAGUAUUUACAAUUUAGCUAUUAACACUGGAGUGAUAGAUGUGCAGAUGAGGAUGUGCAAGUAGAAAAAGUGGUGUGCAAAAGAGCAGACAAACAAAAACAAAUAUGGGGAUGAGGUAUGUAGUUGGAUGGGCUAUUUACAGAUGGGCUCUGUACAGCUGCAGCGAUCGGUAGGUAAGCUGCUCCGACAGCUGAUGCUUGAAGUUGGUGAGGCAGAUAUAAGUCUCCAACUUCAGUGAUUUUUGCUAUUCGUUCCAGUCAUUGGCAGCAGAGAACUGGAAGAAAAGGCAGCCAAAGUAGGUGUUGGCUUUGGGGAUGACCAGUGCAAUGUACCUGCUGGAGUGCUGCUACGGGUGGCUGUUGCUAUGGUGACCAGUAAAAAUAUAUACUAUUUGCCAGAGUCCCACUCGACCUGUCACAACUCUCCUUCCCUGGUAAUAGAGAACAGUAAAACUCCAGCCAACAUGUUUAAAAAGGUCAAGGCAGAGAUUUACCGAGCAAAGUCAUCAAGGCAAAGGAUGGCUACUUUGAAGAAUCUCAAACAUUAAAUAUAUUUAGAUUUGUUUAUCAGUUUUUUGGUUACUACAUGAUUCCAUAUGUGUUAUUUCAUAGUUUUGAUGUCUUCACUAUUAUUCUACAAAAAUAGUAAAAAUAAAGAAAAACCUGGAAUGAGUAGGUGUGUCCAAACUUUUGACUGGUACUGUAUGUGUGACUAUUUUGCCAAGGAUUGGGUUGCUUAACGGUAGUCUGUUGUGUCAAUGUUUGUUGUACUCUCAGGAGCAAGAGAUAAUAAUACUCUAGGCACUUGACUGUAAAUAUUCCCUAAACCUAAUUCCUAAACUACAGUACGUUUUACACUCUUUGGUCUACACUGAGUAUACAAAACAUUAGGAACACCUUCCUAAUAUUGACUUGUAACUCCCCCAGUAGAACAGCCUCAAUUAAUCUGGGCAUGGACUCUAAAAAGGUGUCGAAAGCCUUCCACAGGGAUGCUGGCCUUUGUGUCAAAUUGUCUGUAUGUUCUUUGGGUUGUGGACCAUUUUUGAUACACACUGAAAUUGCUAAGUGUGAAAAACCCAGCAGCGUUUGUAGUUCUUGACACAAACCGGUGCACCAGACACCUACUACUAUACACAGUUCAAAGGCACUUAAAUCUUUUGUUUUGCCCAUUCACCCUCUGAAUUGCACACAUACACAAUCCAUGUGUCUCAAGGCUUAAAAUGCAUUUGCUUACCUGUCUCAUCCCCGUCAUCUACACUGAUUGAAGUGGAUUUAACAAGUGACAUCAAUAAGGGAUCAUACAUUAGCUUUCACCUGGAUACACCUGGGCAGUCGGCAGCCUACUGGUUAGAGUGUUGGGCCAGUAACUGAAAGGUUACUGGAUUGAAUCCCUGAGCUGACAAGGUAAAAAUCUGUUCUUCUUCCAAUGAGCAAUGUUCCCCAGGCGCUGUGGAUGUCGAUUAAAGCAGGCCACCUCUGAUUCAGAGGGUUUGGGUUAAAUGUGGAAGACACAUUUCAGUUAAAGGCAUUCAGUUGUACAACUGACUAGGUAUCACCCUUUCAGUAUGUUAUGGAAAGAGCAGAUGUUCUUAAUGCUUUGUACACUCAGUGUAUGGUUCUACAUUUCAAUAGUCCACCAAUAUAGUGCUUAUAGAAUUUAUAUUUCUAUAUUCUGUUCUAUACAUGCUCUAUUCAGUGGACGUACACUCCUAGAAAAAAAAUGUUUCUUUGGCUGAACCCUCUGUGGAAAAUGUUUUUCAAAGGGUUCUCGUAUGGGGACAGCCAAAGAACCCUUUUAGGUUCCAGAUAGGUUAUUGCCAUGGCUUUGUUUGUCUUCAGAGAGCUUGCUGUGCUUCAUUGUAUGAACACACAUUGAUAGGUCAUCUCCAGCUAUCUAUUUUUGUAUUGUAUCCAUGUUGAUGUUAUUUUUUUACCAGUUUUUCCUAUGUUAUUUAUAUCCUGACUGGUUGGCCCAGUCCUUUCAGAGACAUUGCCCAAAGUUUGUAGAAAAUAAUUAGACACAUGAAGAAAAAGACCAUAGUGAGAGGUAACCACAUGGGUUGUUUGUUGUUCCUGUCUGUUGUCUGACCAGUGACGUUAGAUCAUCUUACAACUUCCCAUUGUGAAGCAUACUGAGUUGACCAAGGGCGGACAUGAUGACAUAAGACCCUAUGAAAAGAAGGAAUUAUAUAACUGAUAUUGUCAUGUUCUUACCUUAGUUCCUUUGUUUUUGUCUUUGUUUUAGUAUGGUUAGGGUGUGAGUUGGGGUGGGCAGUCUAUGUUGGUUUUUCAAUGUUGGUUUUUGAGUUAGGCCUGGUAUGGUUCUCAGAGGCAACUGUCAAUUGUUGUCCCUGAUUGAGAAUCAUACUUAGGUAGCCUGGGUUACACUUUGGGUUGGUGGGUGUUUGUUUCCGUGUGAGUGUUUGGGCCACACGGUACUGUUUCGUUUUGUUCACAUCGUUUAUUGUUUUGUUCCAGUGUUCAGUUUGUUUAUAAAAAGACAUGAACACUUACCACGCUGCACCUUGGUCCUCCUCUCUAUCUCCAGACGACAUCUGUCACAGAUAUACUUAGCAUCUGUGCAUAUUGUUUGUAUUGUUUGUAAACAUUAUCAAAUCAAAUCAAAUCAAAUUUAUUUAUAUAGCCCUUCGUACAUCAGCUGAUAUCUCAAAGUGCUGUACAGAAACCCAGCCUAAAACCCCAAACAGCAAACAAUGCAGGUGUAAAAGCACGGUGGCUAGGAAAAACUCCCUAGAAAGGCCAAAACCUAGGAAGAAACCUAGAGAGGAACCGGGCUAUGUGGGGUGGCCAGUCCUCUUCUGGCUGUGCCGGGUAGAGAUUAUAACAGAACAUGACCAAGAUGUUCAAAUGUUCAUAAAUGACCAGCAUGGUCGAAUAAUAAUAAGGCAGAACAGUUGAAACUGGAGCAGCAGCACAGUCAGGUGGACUGGGGACAGCAAGGAGCCUUCAUGUCAGGUAGUCCUGGGGCACGGUCCUAGGGCUCAGGUCAGUUGAAACUGGAGCAGGAGCAUGGCCAGGUGGACUGGGGACAGCAAGGAGUCCUCAUGUCAGGUAGUCCUGGGACAUGGUCCUAGGGCUCAGGUCCUCCGAGAGAGAGAAAGAAAGAGAGAGGAGAGAAUUAGAGAACGCACACUUAGAUUCACACAGGACACCGAAUAGGACAGGAGAAGUACUCCAGAUAUAACAAACUGACCCUAGCCCCCGACACAUAAACUACUGCAGCAUAAAUACUGGAGGCUGAGACAGGAGGGGUCAGGAGACACUGUGGCCCCAUCCGAGGACACCCCGGACAGGGCCAAACAGGAAGGAUAUAACCCCACCCACUUUGCCAAAGCACAUCCCCCACACCACUAGAGGGAUAUCUUCAACCACCAACUUAUACAUGGGCUGGCAGGGUAGCCUAGUGGUUAGAGUGUUGGACGAAUAUCCGGAAGGUUGCAAGUUCAAACCCCCGAGCUGACAAGGUACAAAUCUGUCGUUCUGCCGCUGAACAUGCAGUUAACCCACUGUUCCUAGGCCAUCAUUGAAAAUAAGAAUUUGUUCAAAACUGACUUGCCUGGUUAAAUAAAGGUAAAAUUGUGAA